UCCGUUUCGUCGAUUUGGAAUUAGGGUCUUGGAGAGGCGGUGUAGAUCGAUGGGGAGAGGCAGCGUGCAACUGACUUUCUCGAAGAGGCGGGUGGGGUUGUUUAAGAAAGCGCAUGAGAUCUCCGUCCUCUGCGGCGCCAACGUGGCGCUGAUCAUCUUCUCCAGCAAGGGAAAUCUCUACGAGUACGCCACCAACUCCUGCAUGGAGCGGAUUCUUGAACGCUACAUGCGGAACAGUUAUGUUGAAAAAGCAUUUCCUAUACAAGAACCAGUGUCACAGGAAGAUUUGUGUCAAGAAUAUGAAGAGCUUAAGCGGAAGGUUGAUGCCUUACAGAGGAGCCGAAGGCAUGUCAUGGGCGAGAAUCUUGACACCUUGAGCCUGACAGAGCUUCAACAACUAGAGCUGCAACUUGAAACUGCGCUGAAGCAUAUAAGGUUCCAAAUGAAUAAACUGCUCCUUGAUUCAAUUGCUGAGCUGCAAAGAAAGGAGAAGUCCCUGCUAGAGAAUAAGAUUGAACUUGAGAACAAGAUUAUUGAGAACAACAACGCAAUAAUGAUGGCAAAGCAAAUGCAAGCCAAAGAGCAAGGUCGUGACCAAGCGAGCUCUUCCACGCCACCUACCUUACUGCUGCUAAACUCCCUUUCCACAACCUUGCCGCCAUGGAUGCUUAGGCCUCCAAGCUGAAGAUUGAGACCUACAAUUCUGAAUGUUUCUGCUCAUAAGGUACUGUGUGAGCCAUGGCUUCAUCUUUACAAUUUCAGUGCAUUUGAGGUCCCCUCUUUUUGUAUAAAAUGUCUAAACAAUACUAAAUUAAGUUAUAGUGUGCCUGUUGUUAAUGUAAAUAUUGUAAUUACUGUAUAUGAUCCUUUAUUGUAACAUAUUUAUAACUGGGUUUUUGUUAGUGGUAUUUAAGCUAUAUAACUUCUUUAUUA
This is a messenger RNA of Dendrobium catenatum, 933 nucleotides long. RefSeq names its product truncated transcription factor CAULIFLOWER A. The record is from RefSeq and is a predicted model, not a curated record. Gene Ontology annotation, cellular component: nucleus. Gene Ontology annotation, biological process: regulation of transcription by RNA polymerase II. Gene Ontology annotation, molecular function: DNA-binding transcription factor activity, RNA polymerase II-specific; RNA polymerase II cis-regulatory region sequence-specific DNA binding; protein dimerization activity. NCBI's taxonomy places the organism in Eukaryota, Viridiplantae, Streptophyta, Magnoliopsida, Asparagales, Orchidaceae.